AUGGCGGACACGAACCGACGCAAAGGGGGGCACAGCCACAAUCCACCGCCGCCCCAGCAGCAGCUCCAGCAGCAGUUCUCGGUCUACCCGCAACCAAUCAUGCACGCCUCGCAGCAGAACCCCUACCCAUCCCCCUACCAGCAACAUCAACCGCAAUCGUACCAGCAACAUCAGCCGCAGUCGUACCAGCAACAUCAGCCGCAACAUAGUCAAGCAGCCGGCGUUUCUACCAAUCGCAACCCUUUAUAUCGGAAUGCAGGAGCUUCGACAUCAAGCAGUAAUAGCCGGCCAGGAGGUGUAAAGUCCGCCAUAUCUGGCGCCAAGAUGGGGAUCAAGAGCGGCAUGACGGUCGAAGAGCUCAAGCGACUGACCCAGAAACGGAUACAGCAGUCAACAGCAAGUGCUCGUCUUAAUAGUAGUAACCCCGCAACGCCCACGGCUACUGCUGCUGCUGAAGGCUUCUCAGCCUCAAGACCUGCGACGCCCAGGAUUAAUGUGGCGCUGGUGCAAGCCACGUCGACGCCGGCGGCAGUUGCGACGCCACCUGUUGUGCCGAAAACGGGCAUGUCGGUACAGGAGCUUAAGCAGCUGACGGCGCUGCGUGUCGCGUCGCAGCAUGUGCCAGUGCACGCCAGCGAAGUGACGGGACUCGUGAGCAAGGCAGUGCUGCACAACGCUGCCAAGUCGCACUAUCGAGAGACAGCAGGACGCAACUUGCUCACACCGGAACAGACGGCGAAGCGCUCGCAUCACACGCGAAGCAACAGCAGUACGCAGCUUGGCAGUUCACAGUACGCUGGCUUUGGAACCGAUCUGAUUCAUAGUCAUGGACCUUUGAGCUCGGGAUCAGGAGAGGCACGUGGACACCGCAGUCGGUCCCGUAGCUCCCAGUUGCCGAAUGCCGACUCAUUGGACGACAAUAUGACGAUGCGCUACUCUUACACGAGCGGUCAGACACCCGAGGACUACUACGCUUCGUACGACUUUGGAAGAGUUGACGGUGACAAUUCGAUCUCCUCUCAUGGAUCGGACUCGGGUUGUGGCAGUCUCAAUGAUGGUAAAGCUUCUGGCCGCAACUCGUCACUUCAGUUCUCCCAGGACUCGUUCCCUCCACCACCGCCUAUGGGCGAAUGUGGUGGCUUUGUGUCGACAGCAUUACCUUCGUGGUCGCCUCCUCCGGCUCGAACGAAGAAGCUCAGCAGUUCUGCAAGUAGCGGCGCUACAUUCUACAGCCAGCAAACAUCUUAUUAUAACACCACGUCGGCGGAGGAACCAGCCUCGACAAGUGACAAUGUUGCCGGUGCAAGUCCGGUACAGGACCAGAACUCAAUGCUGACACCACCGCCUGGACUUACAAGACGACCUUCUAUGACAGUACCUUGGCAGGUAGCUGAGGCCGUGCUCAUGACACCACAAACCAGUACAGGGCGUAAAAAGCUGGAGCUGGAUUCUGAGAACAGUUCGGGUGGACUAAACUCGUCCGCAGCUGAAGCCACGGCGAAUCUUGCCGGGUUCUCACUCCAGUCGUCAACACGGAGUCGAGUUAAUAUUGGGACACAUCCACCACCUCCAUCGUCGUCGUCCUUGGCAACGUUGUCGAGUUCUCCAUCAAGCUCGACAGGCACCUCGCAGCCAGGAGGUGCAACCGUGGUGGCUCGGCGUGGCAGCUUUGGUAAUGCCGCUGAAUUUUUCAAGUUUCGUCGUCGCAGCAAAAGCCGCUUGGAACUUGCACGUGACUUGUCUUUCGGCGAGAAUGGUGAGACGGGAGGAUACCCGUGCUAUGGCGCAGCUGGUUCGAUGCCCGGGAUCGCCGAGCGACACGGUGACGCUGAGGAUGGAACGCAUGACGGUUCCGGCGCGAGUUCAUCGACGUCAGGCAACGACGAAUCCAGCUCGCAAGGUUACACCGAUGAGGAUGUUGUGCAGGUGACAGGUGGCUACGACGAUACUGCAGAAAUCUCUGGCAGCUUUGUGUCUUUUUACAACGCUUCUCGGCAGCACCAGAGCGGUCUCUCAAGUUUGUCGAUUCCUCCCCCUCCCCCGCCACCGCCCGUGACCGAUGACGACGUCGGUUCUUCGACCACGUUGUUGACGAAGGGUCAGAGUGGGUUGCCCCUGAUGAGUCCGAACGGUGCGCGGCUUCGAAAGGUUGCAGAGUUGGCUCGCCAAGGCAGCUUAAGCAGUGAGGACAAGACUCGCGCGAAGGAUGAAAUUAUCCAGAGCUCUUUGGGUAUCGGUGCGAGCAACGCGGCCCGCCUGCUAGCUACGAAGAAGGAAGACUGGGGAGACCGUGUUUCAGCCACAGCACCGUCGGGAACGGCGCCACCUGGUUUCCCAGGUAUGCUGCGCACGACGACACCGAAAGCCUCUGCGAAAAAAAUGCUUGCACCUGGAUCUGGGACUGGACGUAGCAGUGCAGCAGAGCGGACUGGAUCGUCUAGCAUCUCUGCUAGUGCAGCCGCAGCAGCUGCUGCUCUUGGGGCCACGAUGCCGUCAGCGUCACCCGCUACUUCUCAACAAGCUGGUACAGCUAGUAGCAGCUUCCUGGAAGAGCGGCUUGCUGCUGCAGCCCAGAGAGUUGCCGAUUGCGUUGGCAAGGGUGAUAUGACAGGAUUCCAGCGGGCAAUGGAUGAGCUAGACUGGCUUCGUAACGAAGCUAGCAAGAUUAUGCGUGGUUGA
Molecule: messenger RNA, 2679 nt
Organism: Peronospora matthiolae
Lineage: Eukaryota; Oomycota; Peronosporomycetes; Peronosporales; Peronosporaceae
Source: the annotation of a GenBank genome assembly